AAACCAAGAAGGACCAAGGAUCCUGGAUAAGUCAUGUUCUUUGUAAUUUCCACCAGUUAAUGUAAGAAAUCAACCCGAAACACUCCACAAAAUGUCAAUUUAAGCUUUCUUCCUUACAAGGGAGAGGAAUCAACCCAGAAGUUCCAAUCCCCAUUUCUUCUUCUUCUUCACAGGCAAAAUUUCUUGUCCUUCUUUUUGUUCUUCAUUUAUUUCAUAUAAUCCUCUCCUAGUUAUGUUUUUUUUUUAUUUUUUAAUUUAGUUGAUUAUUUAUAGGAAUUCAAACAUGGGUUCUUAGCUGAUCUUCUGGAAUUAAAGGUGUAGACUUUAGUGCAGAUAAUUGUUACGUGUAAGUUUUCCUUCUAAGGUUUUCUAGAGAAAUUUAUUUGCCUUCGUGAUUCAUGGGUAUUCAUGAAAUUCGUCGAAAUUCAUGUUUCUUAUUGCAUGUUUGUUCCUGAUGUAUUGGGUAUUUAUGCACAGAGCAAAAGUUGUCUUGUUUGGUGUAUGGAAUAUGGAGAUAGAAAUCAAGUAAUCAACCCCUGAAACAAAGCAGAUCAUAGUUAUUUUCAUUUCUUCUUAACGUGGUAGAAGUUUGUUGAUAUGCAUAAGUAUGGACCAUGCACUAGGGAGAUAAAAGAGGGAAAUUUCAUGAGGUUCCAGUGGCUACUAUUAUUUAUGUGCACAUGUCCUAGCACUCAUCUGUGUAGAUUUUCAGCAUUCGACUUUUGUAUUGAUGAAAUUUUCAGGGAGCGUAUCAUAAAAAUGAUUCCUAACUAGAGCAUAGUCUUUAGCUGUGUUCGUAGUUUUAGUUUAGGGUUUCAGAAGCUAAUGAGGGUGAAAGAAAGAUCACCCUAUUUG
This is a messenger RNA of Rubroshorea leprosula, 855 nucleotides long. Lineage: Eukaryota; Viridiplantae; Streptophyta; Magnoliopsida; Malvales; Dipterocarpaceae. The record is from the annotation of a GenBank genome assembly.